CCGGGGCUUUGUGCAUGCUGCUGGGGUGGGUUUUUGGAUUUGAUAGUAAUGAAUACCUGUCUCCACGUUGUCCGCAACACGGCGUCUGUUGGGUGCACGUGGACUCGUCAGAGGCCUGAAGAGCCCGGCACGAUUAUUCCUUAUGCGACUGGGGAGUAGGCCAACUCUACCUGGCGCUCUGGACUCCUCAUUCCCGGGCCUGGCGGGACCCACAGCAUCCCAGGACAGACCCCCGCCCCACUGAAGCUGACGGAUGAUGCUCCAGUCCCAUCUCUGUCUCCCACAGUCGAGCCCCGUUGAGGAUGGAGCCCACCUCAGGCUUUGCAGAGCAACCUGGGCCUGAGAAGGCUGAAAGUGAGGAGCAAGAGCCGGCGCAAUGGCAAGCCCUCCCUGUCCUGUCGGAGCAGCAGUCGGGGGCCGUGGAGCUGGUACUGGCCUAUGCUGCACCUGUCCUGGACAAGCGCCAGACGUCCCGCCUCCUCCGGGAGGUGUCUGCUGUCUAUCCACUUCCGGCCCAGCCCCACCUCAAGCGGGUGCGCCCCAGCCGUAGUGCAGGCGGUGCGCACUCAUCGGAUCUGCUGUUGUGCUUGGCAGGGCCCUCUGCCGGCCCGCGCUCGCUGGCCGAGCUCCUCCCCAGGCAGGCCGUGGACCCGCGUGGCCUGGGCACACCUUUUCUGGUGCCUGUGCCCGCCCGGCCGCCUCUCACCCGGAGCCAGUUUGAGGAGGCGCGGGCCCACUGGCCCACAUCGUUCCAUGAAGACAAGCAGGUGACCAGCGCGCUGGCCGGGCAACUCUUCUCUGUGCAGGCGCGAGCCACCAUGCAGACCCACAUGGAACGGGCAGUACGUGCGGCCCAAAGGGCAGCGGCGCAGGGGCUGCGGGCAGUGGGCGCUGUCGUAGUGGACCCAGCCUCGGAGCACGUGUUGGCCACAGGCCACGACUGCAGCAGCGUAGCCAGCCCCCUGCUGCAUGCUGUCAUGGUGUGCAUCGACCUGGUGGCCCAGGGACAGGGCCGUGGCUCCUGUGAUCUCAGACGCCACCCGGCUUGCUCCUUCACGCAGGCCACUGCCACUCAGGGCGCCCGCGCCGGUAGCGUGCGCAAGCUGGACGAGGACGGCCUGCCCUAUGUGUGCACCGGCUAUGACCUGUAUGUCACCCGAGAGCCUUGUGUCAUGUGCGCCAUGGCCCUCGUCCACGCCCGUAUCCAACGCGUCUUCUAUGGGGCACCUUCACCGGAUGGCGCCUUGGGCUCGCGCUUCCGUGUCCAUGCUCGGCCAGACCUCAACCACCGCUUCCAGGUGUUCCGCGGCAUCCUCGAGGACCAGUGCCGCCAGCUGGACCCCGACCCAUAGGCCUGGUGACCUGCUUCUAGACCAUUCUCUGCUCCUGGCCAGCCCGCAUCCCCUGCAGCUCCAUGGCCUUGGGCCUGGGGGGCCCCACCCUCUGUGUCUGAGGACACUGACCAUCUGUGCCAGACUGUGAGCCUCUCAGUUUUGAGACUGCAGCUUCUUGUCUGCUGGCUGCGACGACCGUGGGGCUCAGCUUUGCUUACUAGCCCAGUGGCUGUCUUAUAGUCCCCGUGGUCCUCCAGGCUCGGGGCAGGGAGCAGCCAUGAGUGUGAAAAUAAAGCACCUCAAACUAAGUUCCCGUUUGCACUCAGGUGCCAGGCUGGGUUCGACCUCUGCCUCAGGCUAUGGCUUGUGAAGGGGAGUGGGCAGCCCUGCUGAGUACUGUGGGCUCCUCGUGCUUCC
This is a messenger RNA of Arvicanthis niloticus (Nile rat), 1751 nucleotides long. Lineage: Eukaryota; Metazoa; Chordata; Mammalia; Rodentia; Muridae. The record is from RefSeq and is a predicted model, not a curated record.